AUGAAGAACGGCGUAAUGCGCGUUUCUCUGUUGUUUACCUUCUUCGUGCUCUUCGUCGCGACGUUAAAAGGGGUGACCGGAGACGAGUACGACCACAAGUAUGCGUCCGGCGACCCGAUCAAACUCUGGGUGAACAAAGUCGGCCCGUACAACAAUCCGCAAGAGACGUACAAUUACUACGAACUGCCGUUUUGCAAAGUGGAACCGAAAGACGGCGCUUCGAAGAAACCGGUGCACAAAUGGGGCGGUCUCGGGGAGAUUUUGGAAGGGAACGAGUUGAUUUUAUCCAACGUGGAGUUUAAGUUUAGGCAAGAUUUACCGAAGAGAGUGAUGUGCUCGACCGGGAAGUUGACGGAGAAAGAGGUGGAGAAGUUCUCUAACGCGAUUAGGAAUCAUUAUUGGUACGAGUUUUAUAUGGACGAGUUGCCGAUUUGGGGGUUCGUCGGCGAGUACGUCGAUCCGAACGCGAACGAUGAUGAUGAAGAAGACGAGGAGGAUAACAGUAGCAGUAAUAAUAAGAAAAGCAGUAGUAGCAGCAGCAACAGCGGUAAUGAUGCUGGCGGCGAUGCGAAAGUGUACGUGUACACGCACAGAUCGUUUGAUAUCGGGUACAACGAAGACCGAAUUAUUCAAGUCAAUUUAACCGCCGAACGACCGAAAGCGUUAAAAACGGGAGAAAAGCUCGAUUUUACCUAUUCCGUCAACUGGGAGCCGACGACGACGAAGUUCACGCAACGAUUCGAACGCUAUUUGGAUUACAACUUUUUCGAACACCAAAUCCACUGGUUUUCCAUCUUCAAUUCGUUCAUGAUGGUUAUCUUCUUGGCCGGUUUGGUAUCGAUGAUUUUGAUGCGAACGUUGCGAAACGAUUACGCGAAAUACGCGCGAGAGGAGGACGAUUUGGAUUCCAUGGAAAGAGACGUCAACGAAGAGUCUGGGUGGAAGUUGGUCCACGGCGAUGUCUUUCGCCCGCCAAAAAUGUUGCCGAUUUUAGCCGCUUUGAUUGGCACCGGGACUCAGCUCGCGCUCUUGUCGGUUAUGGUCAUCGGCGUCACCAUCGCCGGUUUGCUCUUUGAACAAAGAGGUGCCAUCACCACGUCUUUUAUCGUGUGCUACGCGUUGACCUCGUUCAUCUCUGGCUACGUCGCUGGUGGUUUCAACGCCCGAAACGAAGGUAAAAACUGGAUUCGCACCAUGCUCUUAACGGCCACGUUGUUCCCGGGGUGCGUCUUCUCCAUCGCUUUCCUCUUGAACGCCAUCGCGAUUUACUACCACUCAUUAGCGGCUGCCCCUUUUGGCACCAUGGUUGUUUUGGCGUUGAUGUGGGCGUUCGUUUCGUUCCCGCUCGUGCUCUUUGGUACCGUCAUUGGUCGAAACUGGAACGGCGUUCCGAACAACCCGUGUCGCGUGAAAACCAUCCCGCGUCCGAUUCCGGAAAAAGCGUGGUACUGCUCCCCGGGUGUCAUCGGCGUCGUCGGUGGUUUACUUCCAUUCGGUUCCAUCUUCAUCGAGACCUACUUUGUUUUCACGAGCAUCUGGAACUAUAAAGUCUACUACGUCUACGGCUUCUUCUUGUUGGUGUUUAUGAUUUUGAUGAUUGUGACCUUGUGCGUCACCGUCGUCGGCACGUACUUUCUCUUGAACGCGGAAAACUACCACUGGCACUGGACGUCGUUCAUUUCCGCCGCGAGUACCGCGUUUUACGUGUACGUGUAUUCCAUAUAUUACUUCAUUUUCAAAACGAAAAUGACGGGGUUUUUCCAAACGUGCUUUUACUUUGGGUACACGGCAAUGUUUUGUUUAGGAUUGGGCUUGAUGUGCGGCGCGGUUGGGUACUUCGGGGCGAACGCGUUCGUUCGAAGAAUUUACCGGAACAUCAAGUGCGAUUAA
Messenger RNA from Bathycoccus prasinos, 1890 nucleotides. RefSeq lists its product with no specific name. The transcript is spliced from 2 exons. Lineage: Eukaryota; Viridiplantae; Chlorophyta; Mamiellophyceae; Mamiellales; Bathycoccaceae. Gene Ontology annotation, cellular component: membrane. Gene Ontology annotation, biological process: protein localization to membrane. The coding region runs from base 1 to 1890 and encodes 629 amino acids. The record is from RefSeq and is a predicted model, not a curated record.